Messenger RNA from Plasmodium coatneyi, 3924 nucleotides. Its product is annotated as Para-aminobenzoic acid synthetase. Bases 1 to 3924 code for a protein of 1307 amino acids. Gene Ontology annotation, biological process: L-tryptophan biosynthetic process. The record is from RefSeq and is a predicted model, not a curated record. The transcript is spliced from 17 exons. NCBI's taxonomy places the organism in Eukaryota, Apicomplexa, Aconoidasida, Haemosporida, Plasmodiidae.
AUGAGCCAGGCAGAUUAUCACCUCACGAUAGAGCACCUCUUGGCUUUGUCAAUUUGUCCUAAGGUCGCGACUGCGUUGUUUGCCGUUCCCUCAAAAAUUCCAAAUAAAUACAAAACCGCAGGGAUGGGGAGACGGGGUCUGCUUCUCCACUUUGCAUUGUUCUGUUUGUCCCAUGUUGCAAAAUGUAAAGUGCCCAAUGGAGGAUACGAACAUCUGCAGAGCAGAUUCGUCCAGAGUAAAAUUAACGUCCUGACUUGGUUAACCAACGUAAUAUAUCCAUCCGAAACGCCCAAAUAUUUUAAAAAGCAUUUGGAUUACCGUAAAAAAAGGAAAAGAAGAAACAGCCACUUCGACACAUGUCGCGAAUAUUUCUUGAAGCCAACUUACGACCCAGUCGAUCUGAAUAGCCAAUGGCUCCAAACGGACAACUGGCAGAUCGACAAUGAGAAGGCAGUAAUAGAGUACAAGGGGAAGGACAGCUGCAGAGAAUCAAACCAUCCCUUUCCCUUUGGAUGGCUAGACAACAGGAUGAGCACCCGGACGUCCCUAAUCAAGAGGGACUUCUUCUGCAAGAAAACCAUAGCCCAAGUGGAGGUCCAAAUGAACGACGCGCAAUCGUGCGGGUUAAUUUUUCGCAUCGUCGGGGAGCGCAACUACUGGGGGCUACUAAUAGACAACAAAGUUUUAAAGCUCGUUCGAGUUAGGGAGGGCGAAUUGUUGGUUCUCAAGGAAUUCAAAGAACUGAAGAUUAAGAACGACGAGUGGUACGUCCUAUUUGCGCAAGAAGUGAUAAAGGACAUAAAAGUUAAGGCGGGGAAGUACGGUGACCUGUCCGUUGAUUAUCUCAGGAAAAGCGAAGACGAGUCGGAGUACAGCACAGCUAAGCAGGGCGCGUUUGGACUGUUGGCCAACAAGGGGAACUGCAAAUUUAGGAACAUCGUGCUGCGCGGGAAGAAGUGGAGCACAGAGUAUGAAAAGCUGAAGAAGGGAACCCCUUCCCUGCUAUACAACCUGGAGGAAAUAGAGUCCCUAUAUGAAAAUUUUAAAGAUUGGUGCCCCCAGGCGUCCUUAUGUGAAAGGAGUAAAUACGAAAAUGUGAAUGUAUACCACAUGGAGCAACGCGUGGUGAGUCUCUUCAUCGACUUCUUCGACUCUUACUCCUACAACAUCGUGCACUACCUGCGCAAGGUGAACGGUGCAGAACCGAUAGUGGUGCACCCGGGUGAGAUAACCAUUGAAGAUUUUGUGAGCAAAUAUUAUCACCAAGUGGACAAUGUAGUAAUCUCCCCAGGGUAUGGGAACCCUCAAACGGGGGAAAGCAGUAAAAACGACCUAAUAGCAGGGUUACUGGAGAGGAAGAUAGACAUUCCCAUCCUGGGCAUAUGCUUUGGGCACCAAUUAAUUUGCCACCUCUAUGGGUGUAAAAUAAAAAAAGUAAAAAACAUGUUUCAUGGGGAUACGAAUAUAAUUAAUAUAUGCAAGUACCAAAAUGUAGCUAGCGAUUUGUUUGAAAAUGUAAAAGACGGGUUCAAAGCGACCUGUUACAACUCCCUAAAGGUUAGCAAAAAGGUGAGUGAUCCGUUGAGGAUUACUUGCUACUCUCUUUGUGGAAAUGAGUUCAUAGUUAUGGGCACGCAACAUAAAGAUCUACCAUACUACACUGUGCAGUAUCACCCGGAGUCCAUCGAAAGUGACUUCAGCGAAAUCUUUUUUGAAAAUUUUAAAAAAAUUACACUCAAACGAGGGGGUAGACGUAGGGGCAUACAAGCCACUGUGAACUAUGCGGAGCACCAACUGUGGAGUAAACCCCUGCAGGGGGAAGCUACUUUGGAACAUGCUGCAAAUGGACCGACACAGAAAGCGUGGAAAAUAAAACUUGUAAAACUCUCAGGGGUGCACAACUUGCGUAAUUUCUCGCAUGCCAUUUUUAAAGCCAUUUGUUAUGACCCAAAAGAUGUGUCCUUUUGGCUGGACAGCAACGGGGAAGUUCUGGAUGCCCCUCGGGGGGGAUGCUACUCCAAGGGGGGGAUCCAACACGAUGGAGGUUCCAACACGGAGAGCAGCCGCACCGAUACGAAUCACUUAAAUAACAACUGCAGAUUUACCUACAUGGGAAAUGCGAAAGGGCGUUUAAGCGAACUGUUAGAAUAUUACUACGCAGAGGAGGGGGAAGAGCACCAAAUGAAGGGCACAAUACUUCAGUUGGGGAAAGAGACAAUCGGCGAAUCGUAUCGAGUUAGGCACUACAGUGAGGAUCCGAACAACUGUCUGGUUCAUCACAUGAGAGAUAGGAUAAAUCUGUUUAAGGAUAACUAUAACAUCCAGUUGGAAGAGAUAAAAAUGGAUAAGUGGGAUGGCACCUUCAGUGGGGGAAGAACAAACGGUGGUGAAAACGUAGCAAAUUGCUCCACAUGGGAGGAAGAAGAAGAAGGAGGAGGGCGACCCCCCCCUGAUGGUUAUCCCUACGAAGGUUACCUUCCCAAAGGGGCAAUCGAAGAAGACCAAUUCGUGAAGCAUAAGGACUCCUGCCUUUGGGGCUACUUUGGCUUCUUCACAUACGAAUAUAAUUACGAGACGAUGAAAUUUUUGUAUAAAAAAAAGUGGAAAAAUCAUGCCGAGGGUAGGGACUCGAAGAAUUCUAUCCCUAUUUCUCUUUUUAUUUUCCCUCAGAAUUUUAUCUCUCUCGAUUUGGUCAGUAAUAAUAUUUACUUAAUUUCUGUCGAACCGGAGGAGGCCUAUUUGAAGUCUCCGUUGGGACACUCCCCCCCGUUGUGGAGCGGCCAAGAUGUGCAGGACAUACUUCAGUACAAUGCCAGAUGGAAUGACAGAUCCAUCCAAAAGAUUGUGAGAAUUGUUCAGACAAAACGGGAAAACUAUCAGCAUGAUAAGGUUCCCUCUGUGUGCAUCCCCCCGGAGUGUUCCCCACCCCAUGAGCAGUUACCAAACACGGACAAAGCAAAUGAGAACAAAAUUGUUUUUUCUCCGCUGGUAGGUAAAGACGAAUAUAUGGAGAAUGUAAAACGGUGCAAAGAGUACAUUGAAAAGGGGCAUUCGUACGAACUUUGCUUAACGACCCAAUUUCGGGGGUAUUAUUCCGUGUCGGAUGGUAAUGCACCCUCUGUAGAUUUUCUAAACAUGUACCUGCACAUAAGGGAUGUUAAUAAAGUUUCCUACAGUUGUUACAUUCACUACUGGAGAGAACUCCACCCUGAGUCAGUACCCCCUGAAGUAAGUACCAACCCCGUGAUUGAUGCACAACUGGAAUUCACAGUCAUGUGUUUCAGUCCGGAGGAAUUCCUACGAAAGGAUAAGGAGGACAUCCUCUUUAGCAAACCAAUCAAAGGAACCAUAAGGAGAGGAAAAACAGAUGAAGAGGAUGCAAAAAUGAAAGAGCAACUGCUCAAUAGUAAAAAAGACAGAGCCGAAAAUCUUAUGAUUGUAGAUCUCACCACCAACGACUUUCACAGGAUUUGCCAAACGGAUACCGUUCGGGUCAGCCAAUUGUUUCACAUUGAAAGCUACGCUUAUCUCCACCAAAUGGUUUCCGAAAUACGUGGAAAGCUUCCCUCUGGAAAAAGCUUUGCGGAUGCCAUUGUCAAUGUUUUUCCAGGCGGUUCCAUGACGGGCGCGCCCAAGCCCAUAUCUAUCUCGCUUUUGCAAAGCAUCGAAAAGGCCCCCCGGGGCGUUUACUCCGGUUCCAUUGGGUUCAUCUCCGUGCAGGGCAAUUUUAUCCUUAACAUCGUCAUUCGAACGGCCGUGGCGCAGAACAACGUGAUCUCCAUCGGGGCCGGUGGCGCCGUCACUAUAAAGAGUGAUGAGACGGAGGAGUACAACGAAAUGCUCCUUAAGUUUAUGAGCGUGGCCAGGCCAAUUUGCUACUACCUGAAGGAACAGCACAACGUCCAUGUGGAAUACAAACUUUAG